Macadamia integrifolia is the source of this 724-nucleotide messenger RNA. RefSeq lists its product as uncharacterized. The transcript has 2 exons. The coding region runs from base 122 to 436 and encodes 104 amino acids. The record is from RefSeq and is a predicted model, not a curated record. NCBI's taxonomy places the organism in Eukaryota, Viridiplantae, Streptophyta, Magnoliopsida, Proteales, Proteaceae.
ACCCUUUUGAAGUUUGGGCCACAUCCUAAAGCCACUCCAACAACCAGGGAAACCCUAGGCACCAAGGGAGUAACCCCCCAUCAAAAAUCGAAAUCGGGCUAGGAUUACACAGCGAGCAAAGAUGAACACAGAUAUCACUGCCUCUGUGAAGCCUGAGUAUCCAGUAAUCGAUCGAAACCCUCCCUUCACGAAGACUCUUGCCAAUUUCAGCGCACUUGAUUACCUUCGAUUCGUUACCAUCACCGGAGUCUCCGUCACAGUCGGAUACCUUUCUGGAAUGAAGCCCAACAUUAGAGGUCCUUCGAUGGUAACUGGAGGUCUGAUCGGUCUCAUGGGCGGAUUUAUGUACGCGUAUCAGAACUCUGCUGGGAGGCUCAUGGGGUUCUUCCCUAAUGACGAAGAGGUAGCCCGGUACAAGAAAUUGAACAACUUUUAGUCGUUAAUUUAAUUUUAGACGAACGAAAGAAAGAGCAUUUGUGGGUUUCAUCUCCCGUCUGAGACAUUUGGUUUUGUCAAUAAUCAAAUUCUUCUUCUCUGUUGGCUUCGUUGUUGAGGUUGAUUUCUGGUUAUUUGCUAGUAACCUAAGCCUGAAUCGUCCAUUCUGUUGGGCUCCUCUAAAUUGACUUUAUCUGUACUUUCAUUGAGCUUGAAAUCUUCCACAAGCACACAGUCACCAUGUAUUGAAAGAUAAUACUGAACUAUAUCUAUUUGAUUGAGCCCUCAA